Metarhizium acridum CQMa 102 is the source of this 552-nucleotide messenger RNA. The record is from RefSeq and is a predicted model, not a curated record. Lineage: Eukaryota; Fungi; Ascomycota; Sordariomycetes; Hypocreales; Clavicipitaceae.
AUGUCCCGACCCAUCAUCAUUUCUGGGCCUUCAGGCGUCGGCAAAGGAACCCUAGUUCGAAAGCUCUCCUACGCACACCCCAAUACAUUCGGAUCAACUGUUUCCCACACGACGCGCCAGCCGCGGGCCGGCGAAGUCGAGGGCCUAAGCUACUACUUUGUCUCCCAGUCCGAGUUUUCCUCUCUCGUCUCCAAGAACGCCUUUGCAGAACACGCGUUUUUCGGUGGCCACUUGUACGGAACUAGCAAGCAGACCAUUACAGACCAGAAGACGGAUGGAUUAGUGGCCGUACUAGACAUCGAGAUGGAAGGCGUCAAGCAGAUGAAGGCCGACCUGGGCAUUGAUGCUCGCUACGUCUUUGUCAAGCCGCCAAGCUUCGAGGAGCUCGAGCUGCGACGCAGGCGCCGCGGCACAGAGAAUGAGGAGGACAUCAAGAAGUGGCUGGCCCGGGCCAGAGCUGAGGUUGAAAAGACGGCCCGACGGGACCGGGAAGCUCUCCUCUACGCCGCCCAGAAGAAGAAUGCACCAGGAGUUACUGGCCUGGAUCUGUGA